Molecule: messenger RNA, 910 nt
Organism: Mytilinidion resinicola
Lineage: Eukaryota; Fungi; Ascomycota; Dothideomycetes; Mytilinidiales; Mytilinidiaceae
Exons: 1
Coding region: 201-710 (169 amino acids)
Source: RefSeq, a predicted model, not a curated record
ACUCCCUCUUUCGACACCCCCUUCUCCGAUGCAUCUUACACACACACACACACACACACACAUCCGCCUCUGAAGCAUCAGCCAGUUCAUUCCCACAACGGUCAUGCUAUUAUCUUUUCCCAUCCACCAAAUUUGAUCAUCGAAUCAUGUCUCUGCGGCGUCAAGACUAAACGAACACAGCCAAGCCCCCCAUAACCACCAUGCCCAGCCCAACCGCCUCCCGCACGCCCGUAGCCAUGGGCAUCGCAGCCCCAGUGCUCGUGCUUGUCGCUUUCGCAGCAGCCGUGGCCGUGGCCGUCGUCGCGCUCGCUGACGAAGAGUCAGUCUUGCUUUCGCUCUUCGAACUCGACGUUGCACUCGACGCUGAACUCGAUGCCGUCGUGAGGGUUGUGGAUAUCACGGAUGGUCGUGAGGUAGGAGUGGCGGAUGAUGGGGUAGCGGUUGAGGGCGUGGCGGAUAGCGUGGCGGAUGUUGGGGUCGCAGCGGUCGGGGAGGACUCGGCGGACGUACCUGCUGAGGCCUGGGAGACGGUGGCCGGGACCGGGGUGAAGGGCUUGCCCCAGGAGGAGGUUGUGGAGGCCGAGGCGAGAGCGAGGGGGCCCAGGGCCAUGAGGAGGGUUGUGAGACGCAUUUUGGCGGCUUUUGAUUCUUUUUCGGCUGGAUGCUCAAGAUUGGUGAGGUUUGAGAAGUGGGUUUUGGAGAGAGCUUGAGUGGUAGAGGGUGGAUGAGGGUGGAUAUUGGUAGGUAGAGUCGUGAACGAUGGAUGGUAGAUAUAUUAAGUAUCGCUAACACCGCAACCAAUGUGCUUGAGAAGUUGAAGAGAAGAAAAGCAAACCGAAACAGCGCAGUCGACACCCAUAAAUAUACAUGCCACCAUCCCAAUCCCGGUCCCGACGCCAGGUAUCAAGCA